AUGGCUUCUUCACAUAUUCGAAGUGGUUAUAAUGUAAGUACAGAUUGGUUAUAUGAAGGAGAGACAGUUGUUUUUGAGGAAAAUAAUAUUGGAGUAUUAAUACCAAAACAAAAAAUUUAUGGAUAUGUUAUAGUAACAAAUUAUAGAAUUCAAUUUGAAUAUGAUAAUAAAUUUUUAUUUGAGAUACCAUUAGGUUGUAUUUGGAAAAUAGAAGAAAUAAAAAAUCCAUUAAAUGAAGAAAAUUUAAAAACUGAAUCAUCAUAUGUAUCAAUUUUAUGUAAAGAUGUUAGAGUUAUACAAUUUUAUUUUGAUGAUGUUUCACGAUUAGUUAAAAAAAAUUUCUUAAACACUAUUUCAAAAUCAUUACUACUUAAUAUAUAUGAAUUGUCACAUUUUGCUUUUAACUAUAGAAAUAAAUUUAACAAUAAUGGUUGGAAUUUAUAUGAUCCUAUCAAAGAGUAUGAACGUCUUGGUAUUCCAAAUCAACUAUGGAUGUUAUCUGAUGUUAAUAGAAAUUAUUCUAUUUGUAGUUCUUAUCCAGAUAUUCUUUGUAUACCAAGAGAUGCUGCAAACAAAGGCAUUGACUAUAUAAAAAGUGUUUCUGAAGGUCGUGUUAAUGGUAGAUUACCUGUUUUAUCAUGGUAUGAUAAAAAUAAAAAGUCUGCAAUACUAAGGAGCUCUCAACCAUGUACAUUAGACAAAAAUCAAAAAGGAAUUGAUGAAAAAUAUUUAGAUUUUGUCAUAUCAGCAAAUGAAAAUUCACAUAAAUUACCAAUUUUAGAUCUUCGAACUUUAUUAAAUGCUGAAGCUAGUCAACUUCAAGGUAGAUGUUAUGAAGCUGCUUAUAAUAAUUGUCCAUUAGAAUUUUUAAAUUUAAGUAACAUUCAUUUAGUUAGAGAAAGUUUUCGGAAAGUAAUAAAUGCAUGUUUUCCUAUCUGUGAUCAAAAAAAUUGGCUUAAAAUUUUAGCUGAAACAAGGUGGUUGUUUAACAUACAAUUAAUUUUAAAUGCUACAACAAGAGUUAUUAUUGAAGUUAGUGAAAGACAAAAUAGUGUUUUAUUACAUUGUGAUGAUGGAGUUGAUAGAACAACACAAGUUAUAUCAUUAGCGAUGGUAAUGUUAGAUCCAUACUAUAGAACAAUUAGAGGUUUUUUAACUUUAAUUGAAAAAGAAUGGAUUUCUUUUGGAUAUCCAUUUAAUACAAGAAAUGGUAAUCAAAAAAAUAAAGAAUAUGAUUUUUCACCUAUUUUUCUUCAAUGGAUUGAUUGUAUAUGGCAAGUUUAUAAUUUUGUACCAGACUAUUUUGAAUCAAUCUUACGCAAACAAGUUUGGAAAUUUUAUUACAAAUAA
Messenger RNA from Strongyloides ratti, 1350 nucleotides. Its product is annotated as Myotubularin-like phosphatase domain and Pleckstrin homology-like domain-containing protein. NCBI's taxonomy places the organism in Eukaryota, Metazoa, Nematoda, Chromadorea, Rhabditida, Strongyloididae. The transcript is spliced from 3 exons. The record is from RefSeq and is a predicted model, not a curated record. Bases 1 to 1350 code for a protein of 449 amino acids. Gene Ontology annotation, molecular function: phosphatidylinositol-3,5-bisphosphate 3-phosphatase activity. Gene Ontology annotation, biological process: dephosphorylation.